AUGAAUCUGAUGGCAACUACUUGGAAGAUGAUUGUGGGGAAUUCACCUUUAUGUUCUUUUGCUUGCAACAAAAAAGAGCCUCUUGAGCCUCAAAGGAUUAAGAAAUUUGGAAUUGAGCAUCUCAGGUUCAGGAAUGACUUUAAGUUGCUUGACAAAAUCACUCAAAGGAUUAAUGUUUCUGUCUCGGGUUCCGGUAUGACUCGUCCUGUAAAUGGAAGUGAAAUGGGUGUAAUAGAAGACACCGACUUUGAACUAAUUAGUGGAAUCAUUUACGAUGCAUGUAAAGAGCAGGGAGUAAAUGCAAUGCCUGGUUUGCUUUGUUGGGAAUGGAAUUUGACGGAUAAGAAAAAUAUUGUAGAUCAACUGAGUUAUUGCAGUAGGGAAGGAAAUUUAGGAGUUGGCAAGAUAUUCCAUGCUUUGGUGAUAAAGACAGGGUUUUGUGGUGACAAGAUUGUGGAUACAGCUCUUGUUAAUAUGUAUGCCAAGUGUGGCGAAAUUGGUAGUGCAGUGAAGGUUUUUGAUGGGAUGCUUUCCAUUGAUGUAGCUUCAUAUAAUUGCUUGAUUUCUGGGUUUCUGAGCAAUGAAAUGUUUGAUGAAGCUUUAGGCUCUUUGCCAGAUGGGAGGAUUCAGCUCCAUGCACAUGUAGUGAAGCUGCAGCAGGAUGUAGUUAAUGGAGUUGUUGCUAAUUCUCUUUUGACAAUGUAUUGCAAGUUUGGGAUGAUGGAGAAUGCUCAAAGUUUGUUUCAAAGUCUUCCUAAGAAGAAUGUUGUAUCUUGGACUGCCAUUAUAUCUGGACUUUACCAGCAAAGAGCAUUAGAGAAGGCCCUGCUGCAGUUCUACUUGAUGAGACAACAUGGAUUUGAACCAAAUGAAUAUACAUUGACCAUGGCCUUAUCUUCUUGUGGAGGUAUAAAGCAGUUUGACAAUGGUUAUGCACUUCAUGCUCAACUAGUUAAAAAGGGCAUGGCUUCGGAGCUUUUGUUGGCACUGCAAUCGUAG
This is a messenger RNA of Coffea arabica (coffee), 999 nucleotides long. NCBI's taxonomy places the organism in Eukaryota, Viridiplantae, Streptophyta, Magnoliopsida, Gentianales, Rubiaceae. The record is from RefSeq and is a predicted model, not a curated record.